GUACGCUAGGCAGUGCUUUUAUAGUGAUUGUACGUUGAUUGUAAUGGUAGAGUAGUAGCGGCAUUAAAAGUAGAAGACUGUACACGUUUGGCACACGUUUGUAUAUAUAUAUUUAAAAACAAAUGAACAAGUUUUUUGGAAAUUGUAAGCGAACGGAUUGAACAGCAACAAAAAAACAACCAAUAGAGUAUUAUCAUCCCCAUUCAGACAUAGACGACACACCAACAACUGGACAUGGUAUAUGAAGGGAAGAAGAGAGACAUUUGGUUUUAGCUUCCUCCUUUCGGCACUGGUGCGUAGAGUAAAUGCGGCUGCCUUUGUAUCUUCGGUGUACUACCUUGUAGACUUGUGACCCGUUGUACUGUUGUGUGGAUGGAGACAUUCAUGGGCCCUUUGGUGUGUGACUCAAAAUCGGUAGAGUACUUAGAGACAUGUACUUAACGUAUUUAGUUACUUAUCCGGGUUCACAACCGCUUCAGGUCACAUAAACGCCAUCACUCCGUUUUGGACACUGAAUUCUUGCUCUGUCCAACUACUUAACUAAAAACACAAAGUCAAAUACAACACUGUAUUAGUGUGAGCUUAAUAUCUCAAUCUCUAGCAAUCUCCAGAGUAUCAGCAAAGCCACCUACCACACAACAGUAAACGAUUGCGCUUCGUCUUCAGAUAUUAUGAUAUCUGUCACAAAUCAUAUCCCAUACCAGAUACGAACUAUUUCGACUACCCACAGCAGUUUACGCUGUGCAUACGGGACAAAAGAGACACAAAGAACAGUCUUAACCCACGCUUGAAAAGGAAUACUAAGCUCAUAUUCUUCACUAGUUUAAAAUAAAUCCCAUCCGUUAGAAGUUGUUUGAUGUUUUGUAAUGAUCAUUGCAAUUGUGGUGUGAUAUGGCGUUUAAGAACAUAUGGAGCGUCCCUAGGCGUAGUAGUGCUAGUAAUUUCUCACGAUCAUAGCUGUAUUGCUCAAGUUUUUGCAAUAUAAUCCUCAUUCACGACUUCCGUCGUUAUGUAGUAAGAUAAAGCCAAUCUCUUCAAUAACUAGCAUUCUUAGUGGGAGAGAUUUAGUUCUUCAUUCUAGUAUUACUUAUUUCACGCUCAAAGUAAAAGCAUCAUUAGUUUGUACGAGACGCCAGUAGAUUAGUUUCAUCUAUCCCCAACACCACCAUUUUGCGUGUAUGUGGGGAUGCGCUUCCCUACACUCCCAGCUCAUUAACAUGUGCGCACCAUUGCGGCCAUUUUGUUUGUGAACAUGACACAAUCGGACAACUCCUGCUGACAUGGAUCCUACGCUCCUAAAAUCCCACCACUCAUCACCACCCAUCACCACCCAUCAACCACCACCAACAAUCCCCUGGAACGAUCAGCACGAUCGAAACGUAAGAUAGCAAUAAGCGUAUGCUCGUUUAAUCGCGUUACGUAGUAGCCAUUGUGUUUGUGGUGUAGACGCGAUAAUAAACACUCGCGUACACUCUCUCGCAUACACACACACCAGUAGUGGAUCGAACAGCAGUCGAUUAAAAUUGUAGGACAAACAAAUCAAUGGAAUCAAAUGCAACAAGGCAGUAAUUAUAUGCAAUAAAUACUUUGAAUCUGUAGCAAACCGUGUACUAGGGCGUUGCUGAGUAUCACUGUUAUGAGUUUUGUUUGGUCGUGUGCGGAGGUGUACGUCGCGCCUCCGUUAACGCCUCACGCAUACCGUUCAGUAGUUUUGCAUUACAUGGAUCUAUUACCUACAUAUAGAGCGGGGACGCACAGAAUACUCGUAGUACACUCGUACGCCAGUGUUGUGAAUGUUUGGUUUUGAGUUGAAUUUUAGUUAUCACAUCUUUAACGUGUUUUGUAACUCCUUUCUACAGAGCAUAAAUAGUUUUUACACAAGCAAAACAAAGCGUGGAAGCUAAUGCAAACAAGCGCUAGCACAAUAUUUUCUAUCUUCCCAAUUCACCCAAAAAUUUGCUUAGCUAGUUGUGUUGUGUUUACUAUUUUUUCUUUCCACUACCUUCUUACGUCCAAAAUUUGUAAUAAUUAACCGUAUAAACAAAUAUCAUUAGAAUCGUAUAGUCGAUACCACCUAGAUGAAACGCAUAUCAAUUUGCAAUAGCGUGCUCUGUCUCUCUCUCUGUCUCUUUUCUAUCAUUGUUCUACUAACUAAUCUUCAACACUGUGUGCUAGGUAAAAGCAGUAGAUACCAUUUUAUACGGCCAUUGUACACAUCAACUAGAGACUUGUCUCUUUCGCCCUAUGUUCUAUUUUCCGUUGAUUGUCCCUAAUAUUCUACUAUAAUUUUUCUGUUUUUCGGGGUAAACCGCUCUAAAUCGGUGCAUGAUUACACAAACACGUAUACCAUUACAUUUAGAUCGUACUUUCGCAUCUCAAACGCUUGUUUUUUAGAUUGUGGUAAAGAUAGAGUAGAUGCAAGUAAACAGUAUUGUACCCAUGCGUACGUCUGUGAGUUGUGCUGCGUAAGGCAAGCAACAGUACGCAAUAUGUAAUGAUUAAACAAACAAAUAAAUAAAUCAAUUGAAAGAACAAUAACUGCAAAAUGUAAGAACUUUAUAAUCGAUUUAAAUCACAACACCCACACACGAACCCUCUCUCUCUCUCUCUCUAUUAACCCUGCAGCAACGACUAAACAGGGUAGUAAACGAGUGUACCGCAAGCGUCUAUAUGCAUGAACGUUAUGAACUCAGUAUCUAUUAAAGAAAAAAAAACUAAAACAAAUCGACAAAGACAAAACAUAAAAUAAUAACCUUCAAACAAACAAAAAAAUACAACUAUAAUGUAGCUGUAGCAAUACCAGUGUGAUUGUAUUACUUGAGAGUAGAUUUAUAAUGUAUUCAACAAUAAAUGCAUCUAAUGUAAUCGGACCUUAUUUGUACGGUAGAGAAAAACCACCAUUGACACUUACACCAUACAUUUAUAUAUAUACACUCUUAGAUGCAUAUGCAACAACAAAAAAAAAAACCCCGGAAGAUCAACCAUUUUGUAGUAAUGUGCGAAUGCAACACUGUUCUGUAACACGUAGUUUCGUAGUAGCGCUUAGUAUACUCUGUAGUCUGUAGUAGGAAAUGGUUAAAACAAAACGUAGUAACUGUACCAUUGUGGAUGAUGUGAAUCGAAAUCGCAAUGUGCUUUGUCCCACAGCUGCACACGUGCUUGCUAAAUGUGCUGCACGUACGGCAGUUAUUCUGCUGCAAAAACCAAGGCCAACCAAACGAAAUAGAGAUUGCAAAAAAGAGAUCGAAAUAUAUCCGCUGCAAACCACCAUAGUUACAAAUAGCUCCCCUCGCGACUAACGUACAAUAUUAUCUCUCUUUUAUAAAGUUUGACACCUCCACAAUCGAUUCGGUUACGAGAGCUUAAAGCUUUUCUAGUAAACAUUUGUGGUGGAAAAGGCAAAUCAUCGCUAAAAAUCAUGCUAAAUUAUGCAGGUUCUUAGAACAAGUGGUACAUCAUGGCAAUACUCAUCGUUUGUAAGAUUUUAUGACAUAAACGCAACUAAUGGAGUGAUGGAGUUUUUGCUGUAGGCUUUGCUGGGUUUUGUUUCUUUGUGCUAAAGGCAUCCACUACAAGCUUACUUCAAACUGUGGGGCUUAGUUUACGUAUAUACUUUUUUAAAUGCAAUUAAAUUUCAUUUUAGUUUCAGUACUUUAGUGCGCUAGUGCGCUAGAUAUUUUUGAUUGUAAAUAUUUGACACUGUACGUCGUUUAGUUCCUUUAGUUUCCUUCUUAAAUUGUACUAUUAUGCAUUGAGUCGUAUGACAGACACUUAUGUUGAUAUUAAGGAAUCGUAAAUCGAAUAUUUUUUUUACAAAAAACAUUAUAAAAAAAAUAGUUACAUAAUCUCAUUAGAAAGCUUGUAGCUGUUUGGUUGUACUUUUAUUUGUGAGUGUUAGCCACAACGCACUCACGUUUCUUCUCUUCAAAAAACACUCACCUACACACCAACAUUUGUUAGUAGACACACUGCAUACUAAGUAUACUAUCUAUCAGUACAUGUCAGAUUGUUUUAGAACUGUAGCUCAUUUAGUUGGCGACCUAGACACCUCCUCUCUCUCUUUCGCUGUCUCUCCCGUAGCAUUGGGUUGGUAGAUGCUCUAUCUAUGAAGUAAACGUUUUUUGUGUAGUGUGUAGCAUUAUAUUUGUAAGCAAAGCAUAGAAAAAAACCUUCGCCACAUUCGUGCGAGUGGUUCGGAGAAUAUAUGAAAAUAUUGAAAUAAAGUAUUACUAGCGAAUAAGUGUAUAGUGUUUCGUGUUUUGAAUGAUUAUCUCCCUCACAUCACCAAAGCAAAGAACAUCCGUUUAUCAUGCAUCGAAACUUUGUAAAUUUAGUAAAAAAAAAUAGCAAAUCUGCGGAUUGGUUGUUUAGUGUACAUUAAACUGUAAAAAAGGCUUCUAUUUGAUUCUAGAACUCAUCGUAGACAUGUAUCCAAACUCAUCUGUUGAACGAUUCCCGAGUUAAGAAUUUAUCAGAACUCAUCCCAGAAUGCUGUUAGUAGUCUUCCCAUAUUCACUGGUAUUUUAAAUCGUCAGUCACUAGCAAUUUUAUGGUUGGAUAAUUUAAAAUGGUUGCUUGCAUAAAAUGGCUGUUUUUGUACAGAACAUGUACAUUAGCGCUUGUUGUUGUUUUGUGGUAAGUAAACGACACUAAGUCGGUAUGGAGUAUAGACUUUUUAUAUAGCUGAGAUAUAUUCUACUAAUUUCCUCACAUAUUUAUUUAAAUACGUAAUUUUAAGUUUCAAUUUCAGUACCAAAAAGCACCGAUAAAAAAAAACCACCAGACAACGACUUCGCAAAACUUAAUCUUUUUCAUGAUUUUCCUUGACUAACUCUAUUUAGUAGCAAAAAUAAGUUAAUACUUUUUUUUCUCUUUGUACAACACUCAAUUUCCCGCUGUAUUACUUCCCUGUAUCACAGUAUCGCACACGGUACAAGAUUUGGUGUUCAUUUGGAACAUGACCGAUCCGCUGGUGGUUAACCCGGAAAUAGAGCUACCACAGUUGGACAUCAGCAACAACUACACGACCGACUGUACGAUCGAGUACUCGACCGGUAACUUUACCUGUCUGGCGGUAGUGUUUAACCUGCGGAGACGGUUGGGCUAUCAUCUGUUCCACACCUACAUUCCGUCGGCCCUUAUCGUCGUCAUGUCCUGGAUAUCGUUCUGGAUCAAACCGGAAGCCAUCCCGGCACGGGUGACAUUGGGCGUUACCUCGCUGCUAACGUUAGCUACACAAAAUACGCAAUCGCAACAAUCGCUCCCACCGGUAUCGUACGUGAAAGCCAUCGACGUCUGGAUGUCGUCCUGUUCCGUGUUUGUGUUUCUCUCGCUGAUGGAGUUUGCGGUUGUCAACAACUAUAUGGGCCCGGUAGCGACGAAAGCUAUGAAGGGCUACUCGGACGAGGAUCUGUCCGAGGCGAUCGACUUUAACAAGAACGGGUACAACAAGGACCACCGCUCGUCGGAGGUGCCCCGGUACGAUACGUUCUGCCACGGGCGGGAAACGGCCCUCUGUAUCGACAAGUUUUCCCGCUUCUUUUUCCCAUUCUCGUUCUUCAUACUGAACGUUACCUACUGGACGACGUUCCUGUAAGGUGGGCCGAACUUGCAGGGACUCUACAGAUUUGAAGCAUUUUAAGCAUCUUUGAACGUGCACCGCGAUACGAUAAAGGGGCAAACGAAACUAGGCGUAGCAUAUGAACCGUAGGUGUAAGAUAUUAUUGGCCAUCGGAAUGGCCGAUUGGUUUUAGUGGUUAAAAAAAAGCAGUGGUAUAUAACAUAGUUAAUAAAAUAGUUCUCCUCCAGUAAUCCAAUAAA
Messenger RNA from Anopheles stephensi (Asian malaria mosquito), 5820 nucleotides. RefSeq names its product glycine receptor subunit alpha-2-like. The record is from RefSeq and is a predicted model, not a curated record. Lineage: Eukaryota; Metazoa; Arthropoda; Insecta; Diptera; Culicidae. The coding region runs from base 4958 to 5596 and encodes 212 amino acids. Gene Ontology annotation, biological process: chloride transmembrane transport; regulation of membrane potential; chemical synaptic transmission. Gene Ontology annotation, cellular component: synapse; membrane; neuron projection. The transcript has 2 exons. Gene Ontology annotation, molecular function: neurotransmitter receptor activity; transmembrane signaling receptor activity; extracellular ligand-gated monoatomic ion channel activity.